CCCUCCAGUCGUGGAAGCAGGUGGAACUAACUGAGCUACAACUAGCCGCAGUUGCUUCCUCGAGCCAUGUCGAACGAACCGAUUCUCGGAGGUGUCUCCCAGUUGCAGGGGGAGGCGUUGAAAGAGGCCCUGGAGCUGUUGGAGUCGUCCCUGGCGAAGUUGGAGGCCACCGAUGGUCUCGCCUACAAGGCCGCCAACGUGACCUCUGUGACGGGGCAGACGGUCGCCGGAUCCCUCUACACCUACGAGCUGGAGCUGCAGAGUGGCUCGGAGACUAAACCAGCCACCGUGACCAUUUGGCACCGCAUAUGGCUAAAGGAGAACGGAACCAACAUCAAGAUCCACUCUGGGGGUGUGGUGCAGUUGGAUCGGACUUGGUGAACGCCAGAUAAGAAUCUGGGUGAUAAGAAUCGGGCCAAUAAUAGUUUCUUGGUGUUCCAAGAACUAAACAAGUUACAACUCAAGUAGUAUAUGGCUGUAUGAAUAAAAUAAUAAAAGCGAGCAAGUUAGUAA
This is a messenger RNA of Drosophila ananassae, 513 nucleotides long. RefSeq names its product cystatin-like protein. Bases 67 to 381 code for a protein of 104 amino acids. Gene Ontology annotation, molecular function: cysteine-type endopeptidase inhibitor activity. The record is from RefSeq and is a predicted model, not a curated record. NCBI's taxonomy places the organism in Eukaryota, Metazoa, Arthropoda, Insecta, Diptera, Drosophilidae. The transcript is spliced from 2 exons.